This is a messenger RNA of Pistacia vera, 1193 nucleotides long. Its product is annotated as glutathione S-transferase-like protein tpcF. The transcript is spliced from 10 exons. Gene Ontology annotation, cellular component: chloroplast. The record is from RefSeq and is a predicted model, not a curated record. Lineage: Eukaryota; Viridiplantae; Streptophyta; Magnoliopsida; Sapindales; Anacardiaceae. Bases 70 to 1059 code for a protein of 329 amino acids.
AGUGACAUUCCAAGUUAAAGAAUCCAUAAAAGCGCAAAAUAUCACUCGGCAGUCAUACUACCGGAAACCAUGUCGUUGAUAUCUGUGUCAUGUUCUCAAUCUGUUCUCUUCUCUUCCUCAAACCCACCGGGGCCACCUCGCACUUUCUCUUCAUUUUUUCACACGUUCCCCAGAAACGCCAACUGGGUUGCUCGCAGAAUCAGAUUCCAUGCAAAAUCUGAUACAGAAACCUCCCCCCAAUUAAAUGCUUCAAGUUCAUCUUCUUUCUUGUCUUUUCUUUGCCCCUUGCUCAAGCUCUUCUCGGGAGGGGAUCCUUCUCGUGAGCGAAAUUACACAUUGGAGGCGGCAACAUCUUCUUUAUCUACCUUGGCCAGAUUACCAUGGGGGUCAAGAUCACUAUCAAAGGGAUCACAUAGCGAAGAGAUCGACAAUUUAAAUCCUCCUUUGCAUUUACAACUUUAUGAAUUUGAGGCUUGCCCCUUUUGUAGGAGGGUUAGAGAGGCCUUGACCGAGCUAGAUCUUGCUGUAGAGGUCUAUCCUUGUCCGAAAGGUUCUGUUAGACAUAGAGAAAUGGUAAAAAAAUCUGGCGGGAAAGAGCUGUUUCCUUUCCUGUUCGAUCCAAAUACUGGUAUUUCAAUGUAUGAAAGUGGUGAUAUUGUGAACUACCUAUUUCAGCAAUAUGGUAAAGGAAGAAGCCCCUCAGUGGGACUGUUGGAAAGCACAUUGAUCACUGGAUGGAUGCCAACGCUUCUACGAGCAGGUAGAGGGAUGACACUAUGGGAAAAGGCGAGGGCAGACCCGCCGCCCAAAAAGUUGGAACUUUUCUCUUAUGAGAACAAUCCGUAUGCACGACUUGUGCGUGAAGCACUAUGCGAACUAGAGCUUCCUUAUAUUCUUCAAAACAUCGGAGAAGGUUCUUCCAGAGCAAAGUUACUACUUGAUGUGUCUGGAUCCAAAGAGGUACCUUACCUGAUUGAUCCAAACACCGGUACUCAAAUCGGCGACUACAAGAAUAUCUUAUCAUAUUUGUUCCAGACAUACUCGAUGUCGGCUGUAUAAUACUUCUGACUUCAAAUUUGUUACUGCCUUUAACCUGUAAAGCAAAAUCUUCAGGAUGAUGGCAAUAGAAAUUAUUGUGAUAUAUUGAGCCCUUUAUUUUUCUGAAUGGCAAUGUAUGUCCAGUUUGUUUUGCA